GCCCGCCUCCGCAAUCCCUGCGGCGGAUUCCGGAUCUGCACGGCGGCGCUCCGAUGAUUGCAGCUCGCCGGAAGCUCGAGAGCCCCGCCGGGGACGCCAUCUCCGGAGUCCGGUUCGCUCCCCGGUCCAACAACCUCCUCGUCUCUUCCUGGGACUCUUGCCUCAGGUUGUUCGACGCGGAUAGUUCCGAGCUCAGAUUAGAGGCUCCCUCCGAAGCCGCCCUCCUCGGUUGUUGCUUCCAGGACGAGUCCGUUGCUUUCGGCGUCGGCUCUGAUGGUUCCGUGAUGAGGUACGAUUUGCACUCUGGAGCUCAGGACACGAUUGGAAGUCAUGCUGAUAUAGCAACCUGUAUUGAAUGCUCUGAUCAAACUUGUCAAGUGAUUACAGCUGGCUUAGACAAAAAAGUAGUUUGUUGGGACAUGCGCAUCGAUAAAGUUAUUGCAAAUUUAAUUAAUGCAAAUGGAGAGGUGGAGUCCAUCUCAUUAUCUGGGUGUAAUCUAAUGGUUGCAAUUGGAAAUUCAGCAUAUGUGUACGAUUUGCGCAAUUUAAAAAGACCACUUCAAUUGAAAGAAUCACCAGUUGAUGCUCGUAUAAGAUGCAUAAGCUCGUGUGUUUAUUUCAAAGGAUUUGCCGUUGGAUCAGUUGAUGGACGUGUAGCUGUUGAGAUUUCUCCGUCAUCCAAUUCAAAUGACAGCAGCUACACAUUCCGGUGCCAUCCGAAGGCAAAGAAUGGAAGAAAUCACUUGGUAUCGGUGAAUGACAUUGUAUUCAAUCCACUGGGCUUGGGUUCUUUUGUGACUGGUGAUGAUGAAGGGUAUGUGGCUAUAUGGGAUGCUCGCAAUAGGAGAAGACUACUUGAGCUAACCAGAUUUGGAAAUAGCGUGGCGUCUUUGUCCUAUAGCCAUGGGGCUCAUCUCUUGGCAGUUGCGUCAAGCUACACAUACCAAGAAGCUAAUGAAUUCAGGGAGGAACUUCCUGAAAUUCAUAUAUUCGAAAUGAAUGAGCUUCGCUCCGGAUCAGCUUCUGCUGGUAGUUCAGGCACCAAAAUGCAGUCUGGGCUCCUUCUUCUUCUUCAUUUUUCCUCCUCCCCCCCCUCCUCCUCUGAUUUUCCACAUUUGCUCUCUCUCUCUCUCUCUCUCUCUCUUCUCUCUGCGUUGCGAUUCCAAUUCGGCGGAGCCGCCAUGUCGGACGAGGAGCACCACUUCGAGUCGAAGGCCGACGCCGGGGCCUCGAAGACGUACCCGCAGCAGGCCGGCACCAUCCGCAAGAACGGCUACAUCGUCAUCAAGAACCGGCCCUGCAAGGUUGUUGAGGUUUCUACUUCCAAAACUGGCAAGCAUGGCCAUGCUAAGUGUCAUUUUGUUGGAAUUGACAUCUUCAAUGGCAAGAAGCUUGAAGAUAUAGUUCCAUCAUCUCACAAUUGUGAUGUUCCCCAUGUCACUCGUACUGAUUACCAGCUGAUUGAUAUUUCUGAGGAUGGAUUUUUGAGUCUGCUGACUGAGAAUGGGAGUACAAAGGAUGACCUGAGGCUUCCAACCGAUGACGCUCUGCUUGGACAGAUCAAGGAUGGAUUUGCUGAAGGAAAAGAUCUGGUUGUCACUGCUAUGUGCUCCAUGGGAGAGGAGCAGAUCUGCGCUCUCAAAGACAUUGGUCCCAAGUGAAUGUACCCUAGUAUAUUCAUAAUAUGCUCAGAGCUGAUUAGAUGAAGGUUUCAGCUUUGCUUUUAUGUUGGUUGGACAACUAGGGGUUGAGAUCUCUGGUGAUGGGUUAAUGAGAUGUGACCCCUACUUAUAAGAAGCAUUUUGACAUUGAUUAUUUUGUUUAUGUGACACUCGUGUUCUCUGAAGAACUAUGUGUGGAUCAUUUGCCUGUCUUAUGUUGUGGAGAAUGUUAAUUAAAUGGCUCGCAAAGGCUGUAUAGAGGCAUUGUUGCACCACAUUCCUCGAAGUUUGUCGCAGCAAAAGUUAGUUGUUAA
Eucalyptus grandis is the source of this 1975-nucleotide messenger RNA. RefSeq names its product mitotic checkpoint protein BUB3.3. Gene Ontology annotation, biological process: mitotic spindle assembly checkpoint signaling; positive regulation of translational elongation; positive regulation of translational termination. The record is from RefSeq and is a predicted model, not a curated record. The transcript has 14 exons. Gene Ontology annotation, cellular component: phragmoplast; kinetochore; mitotic checkpoint complex. The coding region runs from base 54 to 1661 and encodes 535 amino acids. Gene Ontology annotation, molecular function: ribosome binding; ubiquitin binding; RNA binding. Lineage: Eukaryota; Viridiplantae; Streptophyta; Magnoliopsida; Myrtales; Myrtaceae.